AUGGCUAAAUCUAACAUUCCAUUUUCCAAGGCUACACUAUUGUCCCUUGCCGUGCUACUAAGUGCUUCUGUCGCUGUCCCAUUAACCAAGAGAGGUCUAUUAACUUCUGCUAUCUCUGGUUUAAAGAAUGACAUUACCAACCUAGAAACAAAUGUUUCUAACUCCAUUACAACUUCCUGUUCCGGUUCUUCUAACCCACUAUGUUUAGGUGAAAAUGUUGUUGCUGCUGUUCUAUCAUCUCUAUUGGCCGUUGGUAAGCAAGCUUCAAGUGUCUCCAACACUGUUGGUUACUCUAACAGUACUGACUCUAGUGUUAUUGCUUCUGCUGCUUCCAGUAUCGUUGCUUCUGCAAACCAAAACGAUGUUGGCUCAGUUACUGCUACUGCUACCACUUCUACUAAUGCCGCUGCUACUUCUGCUCAUGUUAACAUCUUGAGUAAGGUUCUAGCUGAUGUCAAGGCUAUUCCAAGUGAAGUCAAGACAGUUCUAGACGAUGCUGGUUUAAAUUUACUUGGUGUCUACAACAUGUCUAGUGCUGCUACCAUUCUAAACAAGGUUGAAUCUGAUACCAAGGCUGCUAUUGCUAAGGUUCAUUCUGUUAACAAUGACAUCAAGAGUAAGGUUGAUGGCGUUGAAGACAAAAUUCACAGUGCUAUUGGCAAUGUUGAAGAUAGAAUUCACAGUGCUGCUGCCGAAGUCAAAGACAAGGCUGAAGACAUUAUCGACACUGCUAAGAGCUCUGUUGACACAAUUCUACAUUUCAACUCCUCUCUAGGUGAACAUUUAGUUACUUCCCUAGGUGACACCGAUUUAGCUGAAUUAUCUAAAUUAGUUGCUAGUGCCAUUCCAGGUAUUCCAAACUUCGCUAAUGCUACCAACAGUAUCGAAGAAGCUUUAAAUGUUGCCGACAAGGUUAAGACUGCUGCCGAAACUGUUAUCGAUGAUUUCCAAACUGCUAUCAGCACAGUUAAGAAUUUGACUUCCUCCUCUCCAUUAGAAGAUAUUGAAAACGCUGUUACUUUACUAAAAUCCGUCGCUUCCGGUGCUGGUGACAACCUAGAACAAGCUGCUCAAGAAGCUGGUUCUAAUGUUAUCUCAUGGAUUUCUUACAACAUCAAGAGCACCACAGGUGGUGAUAUUUCUGAUGUUAUUUCCCAAUUAUCUAACUUCAACAUGUCCAGUAUUGCUUCUGAAAUCACUGAUUUCAUUACUAACGAUGGUGGUUACAAAUUCUGUCUAAACCCAUCCACUCUAUUGGGUGAUCUAGCUGGAUCUUCCUCUGCUAUUACCACUAUUGGUGAAGUUUUCCUAAAUACCUACGGUUCUGUUGACUCUAUCUGUUUGUAG
Molecule: messenger RNA, 1347 nt
Organism: Maudiozyma saulgeensis
Lineage: Eukaryota; Fungi; Ascomycota; Saccharomycetes; Saccharomycetales; Saccharomycetaceae
Source: the annotation of a GenBank genome assembly